GUGCAUCAGAUUGUUUUCGGUUUCUUGUAGUGCCUUCAAUUAUUAGUAAUUUAGGGUGAUGAGUUAUCAUAUCUCUGUUAUUCUCUCAUCUGUAAGGAAUUAGUACAGUCAGUAUUUUUAGCCACACCAUGAAGGUUUGGGAGCGUAUCAUUGAGUAUAGGGUGCGGAAAGGGGUUUGCAUCUCUGAGAACCAGUUUGGUUUCAUGCCUGGCAGAUCGACUACAGAGGCCAUUCAUCUCGUGAGGAGGUUAAUGGAAGAAUAUAGGGCUAGGAAGAAGGACCUUCAUAUGGUGUUUAUUGACCUCGAGAAGGCGUACGAUAGGGUGCCAAGGGAGGUCUUAUGGAGGUGCCUUGAGGCGAGAGGAGUUCCCAUCGUGUACACUCGUGCGAUCAAGGAUAUGUACGAGGGGGCUAUGACCAAGGUAAGGACUUCCGGGGGCAACUCAGAUUCCUUCUCGGUAGGAAUGGGGUUGCACCAGGGGUCUGCCCUUAGCCCUUUUUUGUUCGCCUUGGUGAUGGACGUCCUAACUCAAGGUGUUCAAGACGGGGUCCCAUGGUGCAUGCUUUUCGCGGAUGAUAUUGUGCUUAUCGACGACACACGUGAGGGGCUAAACGAUAAGUUGAAAUUAUGGCGCCUUGCCCUUGAGACUAAAGGAUUCAGAAUUAGUAGGAACAAGACUGAAUACAUGGAGUGUCGUUUCAGCGGCCGAGAUACAGAAUCAGAGGUGGAAGUCAGGAUUGACUCUCACCUAAUACCUAAGGUAGACAAGUUUCGAUAUCUUGGCUCGGUAAUACAGGCUGAUGGGGAGUUAGAUGCAGAUGUUGGGCAUCGUGUUGGAGUGGCUUGGGCCAAAUGGCGAUUAGCUUCAGGAGUGUUGUGUGAUCCGAAGAUUUCGCCUAGAAUGAAAGGUAAGUUCUAUCGAUCCGUAGUCAGACCUGCUAUGUUAUAUGGGGCAGAGUGUUUGGCGGUUAAGAAGACUCAUGUGCGUCGUCUGCAUGCAGCGGAGAUGCGGAUGUUACGAUGGAUGUGUGGGAAGACAAGGUUGGAUAGGGUUUCGAACGAAGUUAUCCGACGUCAGGUAGGCAUGGCACCGGUGGAAGAUAAGUUGCGGGAAGCGAGGCUGAGAUGGUUUGGCCAUGUGAGACGGCGGGAUGCCGACGCCCCUGUACGGAGAUGCGAGAGGAUUACAGUUAUUGGGGGAAGUAGGGGAAGGGGUAGGCCUAGGAAGAAUUGGAAGGAGGUGAUUAGGCAGGAUUUAGGACUUCUCGACCUGUCUGAGGAUAUGGCCCUAGAUAGGAACCUUUGGAAAACUAGGAUUAGAGUAGCUGGAUAGGAGCUCGGUGUUGUAGAGGUAGUUUUGUACUGUGCUGUAUUUGUUUGGAAUCUUCUGCUAUUGUUUGUACUUGUU
This is a messenger RNA of Cuscuta campestris, 1409 nucleotides long. The record is from the annotation of a GenBank genome assembly. Lineage: Eukaryota; Viridiplantae; Streptophyta; Magnoliopsida; Solanales; Convolvulaceae.